Molecule: messenger RNA, 679 nt
Organism: Rubroshorea leprosula
Lineage: Eukaryota; Viridiplantae; Streptophyta; Magnoliopsida; Malvales; Dipterocarpaceae
Source: the annotation of a GenBank genome assembly
CUGUCAGAUCUCAGAACCAUUAUUAACCAAAUGGGCCAAGUACUCUUCAGAAUCCUAUGAUGAUGACUCCACAGGAUGGUGUUGAGGAACUAGUUUGGACUUGAGUGAUGAUUGUGGUAAAUUCUGUGCCUUGAAGACAUUCUUUGACGGUGCAGAAAAAACGACGAUAUUAUGGGAUUUGGUAAAUGAAUUUGAUAGCAGAAAAGAUGAUUUAGAGAAAGCAUGAUCUGGACUUAAGAACGGGAAAGCAAAUAGUGCAGUGGCCAGGGGAAACAAUCAAAUCAUUCUACGUGACAAUCUAGUCAGCAUUCAUGAUUUCCAGCUGGAAGAUGGAUCUGUUUUUGAAAUUUCAGGCAUUGAUGCUGCACUGGCGGAGAUUGAAUGUGCUAGAAUUGCCUGAAGUAGAGAAGGUUGAGUUUCUGAAGUCAAGUCAGAACAGACCACUAUUUUCUUUCGAGUUUUUAAAGGGAAUACGUGGAGGAUAUAUAGUACUCAUGUGCAGUGACAAGAACAGGUCUUUUAUGAAGAAAUGAAGAUAAAACGACACUUCAAUUCAAUGUUAAGGACUUGAUCUGUUCACAGGUCUUCCAUGAAGAAAGAUACAUAAAACAAAGAAGUAUGAAAGCUUGGAGUAUGAAGAAAGGCACAGAUAAAACGCAAAUAAAGUUGUAAUUUAUCA